AUGUCCGAGUUUCCCUGCACACUCACCAUCGACGUGCCGUUCCCUACGGCCAGGCUAGCCAAUGUAGCACUUGGCUCGCUCAGCGUCGACAAGGAGCUUUCGCCAUCCGUGCAGCGGGAGUUCUCCACAGUCUCUGCUUCUUCGGGCACGACCGAGGAGACGGUCCUGCGCACCGAGUACAGCGCCACGACGAACCGCAUGCUCCGCGUCGCCGUCAACUCCUUCAUGGACAGCCUGAGCCUCGUCAUCGAGGUCAUGGAGCAGCUCGAUGCCGACGUACUGGAGGCGCAGGCCAAGGCUCCGUGA
Pyricularia pennisetigena is the source of this 306-nucleotide messenger RNA. RefSeq lists its product as uncharacterized. The transcript has 2 exons. Gene Ontology annotation, cellular component: EKC/KEOPS complex. NCBI's taxonomy places the organism in Eukaryota, Fungi, Ascomycota, Sordariomycetes, Magnaporthales, Pyriculariaceae. The record is from RefSeq and is a predicted model, not a curated record. The coding region runs from base 1 to 306 and encodes 101 amino acids.